This is a messenger RNA of Dictyostelium discoideum AX4, 1890 nucleotides long. RefSeq lists its product as hypothetical. Gene Ontology annotation, biological process: lipid oxidation. NCBI's taxonomy places the organism in Eukaryota, Evosea, Eumycetozoa, Dictyosteliales, Dictyosteliaceae. Gene Ontology annotation, molecular function: iron ion binding; metal ion binding; oxidoreductase activity, acting on single donors with incorporation of molecular oxygen, incorporation of two atoms of oxygen. The transcript has 4 exons. The coding region runs from base 1 to 1890 and encodes 629 amino acids. The record is from RefSeq and is a predicted model, not a curated record.
AUGGCAAAUUUUUUAAUAUAUGAUGGAGCUUCAACUUAUAAUCCAUUUGAUUAUGAAUAUCCAAUUAAUAAAAUAAAUAAUAACCCAAAAACAUUUAAAUUUCCUCCAAAACAUUCAGUUUGUCUACCACAAAAAGAUCAUUUCAUUGUUGAAAGACAAUUGGCAUUAGAAACAAAACAAUAUACAUAUAAUUUCGAACAUAAUGUUAGAGUAGCCGGAUUUGAUACCCCAGUGGUUGGUUUACCACCAUGUUUCAAAUAUAUGGCACCAACAUAUGAAUUACCAAAAUGCGAACAAUUAAUGAAUCCAAGUUUUGCUGCACAUGGAUUUAGUUUAUUAUUUUCAGAUUUUCAAGCAAAAAUUAAUAAUUAUUUAACAAAUAAAAAAAGUGAAUAUUUUGGAUCAGUAUCAGAAUAUUUAAAAAUGAUAAUGUUACCAAAUCCACCAAAAUUAAUAGAAAAUCAAACAAUUGAAAGUUUAAAUAAAUUUGAAUGGUUAAAUGAUAAAGAAUUUGGUAGACAAAGAUUACAAGGUUUAAAUGCUGGUCAAUUAAUUAGGUUAACAAAUGAAAAAGUUCAAGAAUUAGAUCUUUUUAAUAAAUUAAAAUUUGAAAAGAUGUUACCAACAUUUAAUAUGAUUCUUUCUAGUGAAGUUAAUAGUAAUUUCCAAAAGAUGCUUGACAAUGGUAAUUUGUAUAUGGUUGAUUAUUCAAUAUUUGAUGAUGUAAAUUAUUAUGAAUCUGCCAAGAAAAGAGGUCGUUACAUUUCAAGUCCAAUAGCAUUAUUCUAUAUCAAUGAAAAUGAUGAAAAACUAUAUCCACUUUGUAUAAAGAUUUUACAAAACGAUGAAUUGUCACCAGUGUUUACACCUGCUUCCAAUCCACCAGAAUCUUGGAUAUUUGCUAAACUUUGGUUCCAAUCUGCUGAUGGUCAACAUAUGGAAUUCUUUACUCAUCUUUACGAAUGUCAUUUAUUAGGUGAAGUUUUCACAAUUGCGACCCAUCGUCAACUUUCAACUUCUCAUCCAAUCUAUCAAUUGUUACAUCCUCAUUUCGAUCUUUUACUUGAUAUAAAUCAUAGAGCAAGAGGUAAUUUACUUUCAAGUUUUGGUCCAAUUGAAUCUUUAUUAGGUGGUGGUUCAAUUGCUGCACUUCAUUUAAUUGUAAAAUAUCAUAAAAAUUUCAUUUGGAGAGAUAAUACAUUUUUAAAUAGAUUAAAAAAAAAUAAUACAUUAAAUGAUAAUAAAAAUCGAAAAUAUUAUUUUAAAGAAGAUGGUAUUGAAAUUUAUAAAAAUUUAUUUGGAUUUGUUCAAGAUGUAUUAUCUAAAUUUUAUACUAGUAAAGAAGAUAUUGAAAGAGAUUUUGAAUUACAUUCAUGGGUUGAUGAAAUAACAAGCGAACAUGGUGGCACAAUUAAAGGAUUAAUUGAAGGUGAAAAAUUAGUUGAACUAACUCAAGUGGUUGAAUUAGUUACCGAUAUAAUAUUUCGUGUAACUGUUGAACAUUCAAUUGGUAAUCAUGGUCAAUGGGAUAUGUUUGGUUUUACCCCAAAUGUACCAGGCGCUCUCUAUAUGGAUCCUCAUAAAAUCAUUGAAGGUAUACCAACAACAUUUGAAAUGAUCAUAAAUUCAUUACCACCAAAGAAAGAAACUCAGGAUCAAAUUGCAAUCACUCAUCUUUUAGCAAAUACUGAUACUGGUUUACCAACUUUUAUCUCUACAAUUUAUGAAUUUGAAAAAGAUCAAUCAGCUCCAAAUUUUAAAGAUAUUUGUUCCUCCUAUAGAUCGAAAAUGGAGCAUUUAUCAACAAUUAUCGAAAAUCGUAACAAAAAUGUAAAUAUGCCAUACUCUUAUAUGGAUCCUUCAAAAAUUUGUGGUUCAAUUUAUAUUUAA